Molecule: messenger RNA, 1365 nt
Organism: Notolabrus celidotus (New Zealand spotty)
Lineage: Eukaryota; Metazoa; Chordata; Actinopteri; Labriformes; Labridae
Product: lysophosphatidic acid receptor 6-like
Exons: 1
Coding region: 303-1178 (291 amino acids)
Biological process (GO): phospholipase C-activating G protein-coupled receptor signaling pathway; positive regulation of Rho protein signal transduction
Cellular component (GO): membrane
Molecular function (GO): lysophosphatidic acid receptor activity
Source: RefSeq, a predicted model, not a curated record
UUAAAUGAAUAUAUAUUACUUGAGAGGCUGUGGUUUAUGAAAAACACCAAACUUUCAAGCAGCUUCUCUCCCAUAACGUUUGAGUCUCACCACGUCAGUUUCAGUUGAACACUGCAACAUUUCACCUCGUGUUAAAGUUGUUUCCUGUUUCAGCUUUUCCUGCCACUUCAAAACAUGUGGCAACAUCACUUUGUGCAGAGUGAACUUGAGAUCUUAUUCGUGUAGAGGCGUGGUUAUUGUGGUUUUUGUCACAGCUACAUCCAGUUGGCUGCACUUCUGUAUUUCUCACAGGAGGCAGAAACAUGUUAAACAACGCUUCAACAGAAAAUGGAACAAAAACAAGUAACCCAACAUAUGCUGUGGUGUUUGGAUCUGUGAUAGCAGUGGGUUUUCCUCUCAAUGCUGUGGCACUGUGGAUUCUGAUACGCUGCCACAGCCUCAAGUCACCCAGUGUUGUCUUCAUGGUCAACCUGGCAAUCUCAGAUCUGCUGCUCGUCAUCUCUUUACCCAUGAGGGUUUACUUUUACGCCACAGGAAUCUGGCCUCUGAACAACCUUGCAUGCAUUUGUUUCACUAUGCUCUUUCGCAACAACAUUCGCUCAAGCGCCUUCUUCAUCACCUUCAUCUGUGUGGACCGGCUGCUGGCUGUGGUUUAUCCGCUGAGAUCUCGUCACCUUCGGACCUCGUCUAACGCCUGGAAAGCUGCUGCAGUCGUUUGGCUGCUUGUCCUGUUGAUGAACAUCCCAGAGAGUGUGUCCUUUUCAAGGUUUUUAAAUAACUUAACUGAAUCGUCCUGCUUUGAAUUUCAGAAUCCUCAAAAAUCAGCAAUGCAAUUCAUUCAGCCUAUGUUAGUGUUCGGCAUGCUGGCAGUCAACAUUGUGUGCACUGCUCUGGUGUCUUGGACUCUCAACAGACAUCUGAAUGACUCUGCAAGGGUCAACAACAAGGCAAAUGUCAUGCUGAUCUUUGUCAUGAACUUGAUAAUGUUCAUGGUGUUUUUCCUGCCUGUAUCAUUGGGUAUUCUCAUUGGAAGAUGGAGACCUUUUUGCACACCCCUCAUAUGCCUUGCAAGUGUGAACUGCUGUCUGGAUCCUUUGUUGUAUUACUUUUCUUUUGAUGGCUUCUGGAGGAAAAGAGAGGAUGGGGAUUCCUCCCUUGGAGAGAACAGUAGGAGAUAACAGAACACAGAGACAUGUAUCUUUCAAACAGAUUCUCCACAAUGCUUGUGCUUGUACUGUGUGUGGAUGUGUGACAUAAGGUGGCACAGAGGGUCACACUGGGAAAGAAUGGCUAUGGUGUAUUUUUUAUGUACAUAUCUCAUCUUUAUGUUAUAAAUGUUUUUAUUAUAAAGGUCAAAGUGCAAAG